This is a messenger RNA of Osmerus eperlanus (European smelt), 1115 nucleotides long. Its product is annotated as SPEG neighbor protein-like. Gene Ontology annotation, molecular function: protein kinase activity; protein binding. The record is from RefSeq and is a predicted model, not a curated record. NCBI's taxonomy places the organism in Eukaryota, Metazoa, Chordata, Actinopteri, Osmeriformes, Osmeridae. Bases 1 to 696 code for a protein of 231 amino acids. The transcript has 4 exons.
AUGUCCAAACCCAAGGCAGGGCCUCCUCCUGGCUGCACCCUGGACGUGAAGGACCCCCAGGUCCAGGAGGCUGCCAUACGCAUCCAGGCCUCGUACCGGGGGCACAGAUCCCGUAAGGAGCUGAGGGAGAAAGGUCCUCCUAAGAUCCUGCAGGAGCUGCGGGACGUGGUGCUGCUGGAGGGCAGCGCUGCCAAGCUGGAGUGUCGGGUCAGCGCCUUCCCAGACCCCUUCAUCGUCUGGUCCAAGGACGGCCGGGAGCUCAAGGACGACCCUAAGUACCGCUAUGUGUUUGAGGACCCUGACUUUGUGGCUCUGGUGGUGCGAGAUGGCGUUCUGGCAGACCUGGGGAAAUACACGGUCACCAUAAAGAACCCGUUUGGACAGACGUCUGGAUCCGCCUGUAUUCUGGUAGAAGUCCCUGCUAAGGUGACCAAAGGGCCAGACAGCGUGAAGAAGAAGCGAGGGACCACUGUGGUGCUGAGGGCGGAGAUCAGUGGGGAGCCGCCUCCGGACGUUGGCUGGAUCAAAGAUGGAGACGACAUCGAGGAGGACGAAAGAGUGUUCUAUGAUAUUGGGGACACCAACACAAUCCUGACCAUAAAAAAUGCUCAACUAUCAGACGCGGGCAAGUAUGAGGUGUUUGUGGAGAACAGCCUGGGUACGGACCAGUCGUUCGCACGUGUGGACAUUCUGUGACCUGCCCUGGUUCUUUGGCCAUGACGGUUCCCGCAUGGCCGGGGAAAACUGCCUACAAGCUGCUCUCCAGGAUAGUAGUGCUGUGAACUGAUGUACAUAACAUAAGAAAUGCCUCAAUAAAAUAUAAAGGAAAUGGCUUUGCUAUGUAUGUGCUGUGGCAACUGUAUACAAGAUAUUUUAAGGAACUCGCAGUAACUGCAUAAAAAUGCAUAAAAAUAACUUGAUGUUGUAAUUAUAAUGGAAUAAUCAUCUACUUCCGAAAACAAAGGCUAUCUAUAAAUAUACAUGAAAAUUAAAUGUUGAGUGCCAGAAAAACAAUGUUCGGAACCAACUGUGUAUUUACUUCAUGUACUAGGUUCAUCUGUAACAAUUCGUAAUUUAUGGAAGGUGAAACACAUAAAAUACAACUAUUUCUUAAA